Molecule: messenger RNA, 2162 nt
Organism: Planococcus citri (citrus mealybug)
Lineage: Eukaryota; Metazoa; Arthropoda; Insecta; Hemiptera; Pseudococcidae
Product: peptidylprolyl isomerase domain and WD repeat-containing protein 1
Exons: 14
Coding region: 155-1978 (607 amino acids)
Biological process (GO): protein peptidyl-prolyl isomerization
Molecular function (GO): protein binding; peptidyl-prolyl cis-trans isomerase activity
Source: RefSeq, a predicted model, not a curated record
UUGAGGAUAAUUUAGUUGCAAAUGUGAGUGGAAACUGAGUUUUUUCAGACCCAGAUCCCGGACUUGAUUGUGACGUAAGUAGUCUUCAUUCAAUACUCGGGAUUCUUGAACAUUUGUGGAAGUUUCAUCCCUGUAGAAUACGCGUUAAGAAACCAUGGCAAGCAGUAAAUCUGAAGAUGCCUCAAAUGACGACGAUUGUAUUGGACCUCUACCUCCAAAAGAUGAACCUCCUCGUAAGAAGAUUAAAGUAUUAGAAAAUGAAGAAUUAUACCUGGAUAAUCUACCAACUGCCGAGUGUUAUGAAAAAAGUUUGAUGCAUAGAGAUGUAAUCACUCAUGUUUUGGUGACUCAGACUGAAUUUGUCAUUACUGGAAGUUGCGAUGGUCACGUAAAAUUUUGGAAGAAAACAGAAGAUUCCAUAGAGUUUGUUAAACAUUUUCGUUGCCAUUUAGGAGCUUUGCAUGACAUGGCGAGUAAUUACAACGGUACCUUACUGUGCACCGUUGCAUCCGAUAAAGCUAUGAAAGUUUUCGAUGUUAUUAACUUUGAUAUGAUAAAUAUGAUUAAAUUGGAUUUUAUGCCAAAAUGUGCUUGUUGGAUACAUUCUUCUGGAGAUGCAAUAUCCUCCGUUGCCGUAUCUGAUAGUGAAAGUAAUAAAAUUUAUGUUUUUAAUGGAACUGGCAAAGAAGAACCAAUUCACGUUUUCCAGAAAUUACAUUCUAAACCUGUUGUAUUAAUGAAAUUUAACCCUGUACAUGAUAUUGCCAUUUCUUCGGACGAAUCCGGAAUUUUGGAGUAUUGGACUGGAGUCAGAUUUGAUUUUCAAUUUCCCAAAAAAGUGAAAUUUGAGUCCAAAUUAGACACGGACUUGUACGAAUUUUUCAAGUGUAAGACUCGCAUAACUGGAUUAUGUUUCAACAAACAAGGCAGCAAAUUUGCCACUAUUUCAUUAGAUCGAAAAGUUAGAGUUUUUCAAUUUUUGACCGGAAAACUUCUGCGAGUAUUAGAUGAAACGUUACCGGUGUACGCGGAAUUGCAAAAAGUAAAAGAACAAAUCCCAAGUGCAGAAUUUUCGAGAAGAAUGGACCGUGAAAGAGAAAUAGACCGAACUGGUACUUUGAGUCUAAGUAAUAUCUUAUUUGAUGAAAGCGGAUAUUUCCUACUAUUUCCGACUAUGCUAGGUGUUAAAAUUGUGAAUUUGUACACUAAUCAGCUCGUAAAAAUUAUUGGAAAAACCGAAAACUUACGAAUUCUAAGAGUAGCCCUAUUUCAGGGGUGUAUUAAUAAAGUUAAAGCUGCUGUUACCAUCGAAAUGAAAGCUUCUGAAAAUCCGACAUUAGAAUCGUCUUUUCCAGACCCUACAUUAUAUUGUACAGCAUUCAAAAAGGAUCGAUUUUAUAUGUUUACGAAAAGAGAACCAGAUGAAGAUGUUGAUCGUGAUAUAUUCAACGAAAAACCCAAAAAAGAAGACAUCAUUUCUGCAACAGAAGCAUCUGGAAUUCAACGUUUAUAUGACACUGCUAUCUUACACACUACAAUGGGAGAUGUUCAUAUCAGUUUGUUCAAAGAAUGUCCUCGUGCUGUGGAAAACUUUUGCGUUCAUAGUAAAAAUGGUUAUUACAAUGGGCACAUAUUCCAUCGUGUUAUUAAAGGAUUUAUGAUACAAACUGGAGAUCCUACCGGGACUGGAACUGGCGGUGAAAGUAUUUGGGGAGGAGAAUUUGAGGAUGAAUUCCGGCCAAAUUUGAAGCACGAUCGGCCGUAUACAGUAAGCAUGGCUAAUGCAGGUCCAAACACAAAUGGUAGUCAAUUUUUCAUUACUGUGAUGCCUUCGCCAUGGUUGGAUAAUAAACAUACAAUAUUCGGAAGAGUUGUUAAAGGUAUGGAAGUGGUCCAGAACAUCAGCAAUCUAAAAACCAACCCUAAAAAUGAUAAACCGUAUGACGAAGUUCAAAUAAUUAGCGUUACAGUCAAGUAACCGAAACUGAAAAAGACCUUGUAUUUUGAGCAGAUCCUCAAUUUUCUGAUUUUUUUUUUCUUUAGACGUCUCGAAUGUCUCGAUGGAGAAAAUGCGUGUAAGUACUGUGGUUAAGUAUUAGUAUGUGUUUUGUAUUUUCUUUUGAAAUUCGUGCAUUGAUAUUUUAAUAAAACAUUAGUGAAAA